Postia placenta MAD-698-R-SB12 is the source of this 1668-nucleotide messenger RNA. RefSeq lists its product as hypothetical. NCBI's taxonomy places the organism in Eukaryota, Fungi, Basidiomycota, Agaricomycetes, Polyporales, Adustoporiaceae. The coding region runs from base 1 to 1668 and encodes 555 amino acids. The transcript is spliced from 6 exons. The record is from RefSeq and is a predicted model, not a curated record.
AUGCAGUCGGCGCGUUUCUCAUCUAUGUUGGAUCCCAGCGGACGCAAGUGUCUCUGGAGUAAUAUAUCUGGGCUAGCAGGCUACGGCAGGGCGACGACGUUUACCGCUCGCGUCAUUCCUCAGGCCACCAAUUUUGUAGCACAACUACUCGUGCUUGGUCGACUCUUCCGCAAUCGCUUCCUGCCCCGAGACUCCGUCAACAUCCCUCUGUAUUCUGCCUACAGCGUUGCGGCGGCAGUCGUCAUGUGCUUCGCGCUUUGGGCAUGCAAAAUAUGGAUUUGCCGAUAUUUUGCAACACGGCAAAACUUUGCCUCACCUGGGCCAUGUCUAAUAUCGCAGUCGGGCGACGAUCCCAGCUUGCACAGCCGUGCAAAUCUUUUGUGCUCGUCAGACGCUGAGAUAGAUGAAGACGCCAAUGAUGACAAGGGCGCCUUCGUCGGCUCUCGUCCCACCUGCUCUCCAAGUAUCGUAUGGACCUACACUUCCGGUACAUCGAUAGGCUUCGUGAGCGCGGAGGCAUCAGGGUCUGGUCUCAGCAUUGAGGAAAAGCGCGACGCAGUUUUGUGCGGGGGUAUGCUUGACACAAGGUUGGACAACACGGUCGAUAACCCUGGCGAACGAAGUUCUGGCGGCUCGGCGCAAGACUGCAUCGCAGAGGUGGCCACUGAUACGCAGACUAUAUCGCGUCAAGGAUCUCUAGAUUCUGUAACAGGCGAGAUGAAGCGCACCAACGACCAUUUGGAAGCACUUGAUGUUGUCGUCGAUGAUCUGACUCGGGAGCUUGCGGCUACACGCCGAGAGACUGCUCAGGCCCACAAGAGCUCGGCCAUAGCCCAGAAAGACAUUCACAACGUGUCUCGACGGAUGCACCAGCUCGAAGCAAACAUCACUACUCUUGACCGCGCUCACAAGGUGGCCGAGGAGGGCUUCCGCAGAGAGAAAACGGCACUUGAGGCACGCAUUCAUCCUCGUGUUCCACCUAUCUCACUGAGCAGGCUGGCUCGUGACGCUGAUGCUGCGAUCAGUAAUCUGGGAAAUGCGCUUUUCUAUGCCCGGGAGGAAUCGACGCACAGGGGUCAGCUUGCAGAAAAGCUUCAGAAGCGCAUGGAGCACAUUGAAAGUAAACAUCAGCGCAUGUUUCAGCAUCUGCAGCACGAGAAGCAGUCGAUUGAGAAUGCGCUGAAGCGCGUACACGCGGAGCUAGCGGCGAAUGCAUCUGCAGUGUCGAAGCAAGGGUCUGUCAUCGAGAAGCUUGGCGCAGAAAUCACUCGUGUCAAGAGCGAGCGCGAUGCUGAACAGUUCGAACGCUCGCUGCGUAUCAAGAUGCUUCAGAAAGAGCUCGAUGAAAAGACCUCUGAAAUAAAUCUUAGCCGGGUCGCCCUCGACUUUGUCGAUCAGGAGCUCACUGAGGUCAACAGGUGUUACGCGGAGCUGAAGUAUACCCGGGGCCAGGAAGGGACGGUUGAUGGAGCUCGUGAGACGGCCCUGUGUCAGGCCGAGACACGCAUCGAGGCCUUGGAAUCCGCUCGGCGUUCAGUGUCCCUGAGGAUUCUCGCGCUUACGCUGUCACGCGAGGAACUACUAGAGCAGUUGGGUGUCCUAGAGAGCCGGAGGACUUCUGGCGCAUGGGACUACACCGCACUCCGGAAACGCGUGUCCACGGAUUAG